Molecule: messenger RNA, 1244 nt
Organism: Eucalyptus grandis
Lineage: Eukaryota; Viridiplantae; Streptophyta; Magnoliopsida; Myrtales; Myrtaceae
Product: mediator-associated protein 2
Exons: 4
Coding region: 162-920 (252 amino acids)
Source: RefSeq, a predicted model, not a curated record
AUUUAUUAUGAACAACUAAGCCGCAAUUGAUGAAACCCUGCCGCAACACUACGGCCCGUCCUUUGUAGGGUUUUGCAUCUUUCGCUCCUUCUCACAUCGUCCUUCUCUCUCUCUCUCCAUAGGAGCUGCGCGGCCCGAGCUUUCUGCUCGCUCGGUGAACAAUGGACGGUGGAGCUUCCGGUGGCGCCGGCGAAGGGUACGUGCCUCCGCCGGAAUACGUGGAGGAUGCGAAAGAAGCUCUGGUCGAUCUCGACACUUCCGACUCCACCGAACUUUGGCUCAUUCAGUGGCCUCGUGACAUGCCUCCUGAUUUGGGUGGCCAAGAACUCAAGCUCAAACUUCAUCGUGAUGGGAAAUUGGGGAGUUUUGAGGAUUCAUCUGGCAAGGAAUAUGAUGUGGUUAGUUUUGCUGCUCAGGAGCCCGAUGCAACAGUUUUCACGGCCUCUUCCUCAGGUUCAAGAAUCGUUGGGAAGAUUUCAAGAAGAGUCUCCCUUGUCCACUACCCAGAUCCUAAUGAGCUCGAGAAACUUGCUUCCAAAGUCGCAUCCGGUAGAUUUAGACCAGGAACAUCACUUACAAAUGCCUCCCAUCAAUUUUCAUCUGUGACACCAAACAGUAGACUGAGAAGUUCACGCUCAUCCAGAGGAAACACGUCCUACACUCGUAGCAGUCGGCAGAAAAGCGGCGUAACUGAUGCUGGAGAGACAUCAGAACCUUACAAGAGAAGGUAUCCUCAGGAAUCCACUGACUCCUUGGGAUUGAUGAAUAGUACUCAAGACUCUGGGUGGAAUCAUAGCAGUGCAACAACUGCAGAGUUCUCAGAGCGUUCCCGAGAUCACGGUUCAGCUGCUUCAUCUCAGUCAAUUGAGCAUUCUGACAGGAAAUUGAAGAAGAAGAAGAAAGAGAGAAUUGAAGAAUAAAACUGCUUGGUCUUUACGCCGUUGCAUUCUUGUGAAUUGUUUGUGCUUUCUCACCGAGCAUGACUUCUGAAUGCUAGGGGGGUUAUGCUCAUUACUAUAUGUUUAGAUCUUUUCAUAAUGGAGUCUUUCUUGAGCCAAGGUCUCGGGAAGGCAAUCAUGGAGAUUCUAGAUUCACCAACUCAUUUCUUUGUUGGUGACCCACUGUCGAUUUCUUCAACUCCCGAGUCCUGGCUAUACUUUUUUUUUACAGCCUCAUACGAGAUACAGUAGUUUGUUAAACUUUCAUGAUUUGCUGUUUUCUACUCUCUUUAGAAGAGCCCCGCA